CGUGGAGCUGAGCGGCGCCGCGGCAGUGCCGGCGGAGGAGGAGCGGGGCGGGCGGGAAGGACGCAGGACGGCGGCGGAGCCGGUCUGCGGGCGUACCGAGCGGGAAGGCAGCGGGCGGCUCCGCCAUGUCCUACUGCAGGCAAGAAGGAAAAGACAAAAUUAUAUUCGUGACUAAGGAGGACCAUGAGACCCCAAGCAGUGCUGAACUGGUUGCAGACGAUCCAGAUGACCCUUAUGAAGAACAAGGAUUGAUAUUGCCCAAUGGAGAUAUCAAUUGGAACUGCCCAUGUCUGGGUGGAAUGGCUAGUGGUCCCUGUGGGGAACAGUUCAAGUCAGCCUUUUCUUGUUUCCACUAUAGCACAGAAGAAAUAAAGGGAUCAGACUGUGUGGACCAAUUCCGUGCUAUGCAGGAAUGCAUGCAAAAAUACCCAGAUCUUUACCCUCAAGAGGAUGAAAAUGAAGAGGAGAAGUCGAGCAAAGAUUUGGGAGCUACUCCUGUGGAAGAUUCUGUUGCCAAACAGGAGAAAGGAUCUAGCUAAUGAAGAUGCAAGGAGGCUGUUGUCUCCACUUCUCAUUUUCAGAGACGCGGACUUUUGCAGUAUGUCUGUCUUCUGAGUUGUCAAGAAAUGUUUCACCAUUGUUCUAUACACUGUAUAAUAGUAAAUAAUUUAUUGUGGAAGGAGAAAUCUCAGUGUGACAGUCUUGCAAAUAAAUACUGCAAAAAGCACCAACGUGUGUAUGUGCUGUGUAACCUGUUACCAGACACAGUUAAUACUUUAUCAGCUGUUUUCACACAUCAAGUUCUUGAGUUUUGUCUUGAAUAAUCUCUUUAAAUCUGGAUAGCUGAUAACAAAAAUCCCAUUAGUGUACCAGGUCAUCUUCAUUUCAGUAUGCUCUGAUCAGUAGCUGUUCUUUUGUAAUGUUUUCUUUUCUAACAGAGAUCACAUUAAAUGAUUGUUUUUCCUUAAUGAUUUUUUUUUUUUUUUUGCCGCAAUGAUACAGGAUGUGAAAAUGACCUAAACCUAAAAUGUGUAAGAUUAGAUGAUGAUUACACUGUACUGACGUCAGGUAAGGUCUGCAAAAAGAAAACAAAACAAAAAAAAACAAAACAAAGAAAUGUGUGAUUUCAUUUGUUUAUUAUGAUGGCUUUUAAAUUUUGGAAAAUACUUGUACAAACAUUGAUAUAAAUGAGUGGAAAGAAUGCUGAUCAUUAGCUUUAUGUUUGUCAGCACAGUUUUUGUUUUCCCUUAGUUAAGGUCUGCCCCUUCAGUAUUUAGACAGGCUCUUAGAAAAUACUUUGAGAAUGCAAUGAAAAUGUCACCUGGUGUAAAGAUCUCAAAACAAAUACUGUGACUUAAGUACGUAUUAAAAAGUAUUUACUUUUUACCUUCA
Tympanuchus pallidicinctus (lesser prairie-chicken) is the source of this 1392-nucleotide messenger RNA. RefSeq names its product coiled-coil-helix-coiled-coil-helix domain containing 4 (gene CHCHD4). Gene Ontology annotation, molecular function: protein-disulfide reductase activity. The record is from RefSeq and is a predicted model, not a curated record. Bases 126 to 539 code for a protein of 137 amino acids. Gene Ontology annotation, cellular component: mitochondrial intermembrane space. NCBI's taxonomy places the organism in Eukaryota, Metazoa, Chordata, Aves, Galliformes, Phasianidae. Gene Ontology annotation, biological process: protein import into mitochondrial intermembrane space. The transcript has 3 exons.